UUCCAACUCCGGCCAGGUAGAAUGACUCCUGCAAAGCAGAGUGGGGAGAAGAAAGCCCAUUCUGCCAUCAAUGAGGUAGUGAUCAGAGAAUACACCAUCAAUAUUCACAAGUGCAUCAAUGGAGAGGGUUCCAAGAAGCAUACCCUUUGGACACUCAAAGAGAUCCGGAGAUUUGUUUUGAAGGAAAUGGGAACACUAAAUGUGUGCAUCAACACCAGGCUCAACAAAGCUGUCUGGCUGUCUGGGGCCAAAGGAAUAAGGAGUGUUCCAUACUGUAUCUGUGUGUGGUUGUUCAGAAAAUGUAACAAGGAUGGAUAUUCACCAAAUAAACUCUAUACAUUGGUUAUCUAUGUACCUGUCACCACUCUCAAAAAUCUACAGACUGUUAAUGUGGAUGAGAACUAA
Hyaena hyaena (striped hyena) is the source of this 405-nucleotide messenger RNA. Its product is annotated as 60S ribosomal protein L31-like. The transcript has 2 exons. Gene Ontology annotation, molecular function: structural constituent of ribosome. The record is from RefSeq and is a predicted model, not a curated record. Bases 22 to 405 code for a protein of 127 amino acids. Gene Ontology annotation, cellular component: ribosome; cytosolic large ribosomal subunit. NCBI's taxonomy places the organism in Eukaryota, Metazoa, Chordata, Mammalia, Carnivora, Hyaenidae. Gene Ontology annotation, biological process: cytoplasmic translation.